Fulvia fulva is the source of this 954-nucleotide messenger RNA. RefSeq lists its product as uncharacterized. Lineage: Eukaryota; Fungi; Ascomycota; Dothideomycetes; Mycosphaerellales; Mycosphaerellaceae. The transcript has a single exon. Bases 1 to 954 code for a protein of 317 amino acids. The record is from RefSeq and is a predicted model, not a curated record.
AUGGCUUACCACGAUCCACUCGCAGCAAGACCGAAGACCGCCGAGCAAGCCAACGAGAAAGAACACAAAACCAACGCAGGAGUGAUUCAAAAGCGAGGAAAACAAUCUGGCUAUGUCCCAUAUCAAGACGCCGUCUACUACAACGAUCACAACAGCUCCUCCGACUCCCCAGACUACAAUUCCCGUGAUCGAAGACGAGAUGAUCAUGGCUACCGAGAAGUCUACGAAACAGUGAGACGUCGUCGAUUCAAGUCCGAUGCAGGCCGUACUCCACGUCCCAGAGAUGACGGAGACUACGAAGAGCAAGGACAAUACCCACGAAGAAGCUCACACUACCCCGACCUCGACUUCCCAGGCGGAGGAAGAAGACGAAGAGGACACUCCGGCAACAGCAGCGACAGUCAAAUUCAUCACAGAACCCGAAGCCACACCCGCAGCCGAGAUCGAUACCGGGGAGACAGCAGAAGUCGAAGUCGAAGCCGAAGCCACGACCGCUCCUCCCGCCGCUCCCGAAGCAUAAACUCCCGCCCCCAGUACCUCCCCCAACAAGACCCCCGCAAACCCUCCGAAUCCUACACAAUCCUCAAAGCCCUCAAAUCCGCUGCCAUGGCCGGCGGCGUCGAAGCCGUGCGCUGCCGCGCCGAACCCGGCCCUUGGAGCGGCCAAAAAGGCAAACGAAUCGCCCUGGCAGCCGCCACGGGCACCGCCAUCGGCGCUCUGCGGAACGGACGGCUGGCGGCAAGUGGCAAGAUGCCGUAUGCUGAUGCGGCGAUGACGGGGUUUUAUGCGAUCGAUUUUUUGAAGAGGGUCGCGAGACAUACUGAGCAUGGGAAGAAUAGUUUGAAGGAGCAGAGGGAUUGGUAUGAGGGGAGGGAUUGGGAUGAGGAAGCGAGGGGACGAUGGGGGGAGAGUGUGAGGGAUAGGGUUAGGGGGAGGAGUGGGCAGCGGGGAUGA